This is a messenger RNA of Nerophis lumbriciformis (worm pipefish), 1605 nucleotides long. The record is from RefSeq and is a predicted model, not a curated record. NCBI's taxonomy places the organism in Eukaryota, Metazoa, Chordata, Actinopteri, Syngnathiformes, Syngnathidae.
AUGAGACUGCAACCAUUAAAUCCAGUCAACUGUGAAGGCCUUCUGCAGCCUGGUUGUUCUUUUUUACAGCUUGAUGGUGAAGUUCUACUCUUUGGCCAAAAAGGAUGGCCUAAGCGCUCCUGUCCAACAGGAGUAUUUGGCAUCCGCUUGAAACGUGGUGAGCUCAGGUUGAGAGCGAUACAUUUCUCCAAUGACUCACAAUACCUUCCUCCUUUACGCUGUCCUGCCGUUUGCCGCCUCGAUCCACAUGAUGGACUUGCGGAGAGUUAUCUUAUCCAUGGCGGCCGCACACCCAAUAAUGACAUCUCAUCAAGUCUUUAUAGCCUUAGCGUGGAUAGUCGUGGCUGCAAUCGCAAACUGACCUUGCGCUGUAAGGAGAUAGAACUGUUAGGAGACGUGCCAAGUGCUAGAUAUGGCCACACGGUCAGUGUGGUUCAAAGCAGAGGCAAGACAGCAUUUGUAGUUUUUGGCGGAAGGUCAUACAUUCCAGAAAAGGAGAGGACCUCUGAGAAAUGGAACAGCGUCAUUGAUUGUCCUCCUCAAGUGUUCUUGUUCGACAUGCAAUUUGGUUGUUGCUCUGCUUACACUUUUCCAGAGCUCAGUGAUGGCCUGGCUUUCCAUGUGGCCCUUGCAAGAGAGGACCGUGUUUAUAUACUUGGGGGUCACUCAUUAAAAUCUGACAGCCGGCCGCCUCGGCUCUUUAAUCUGCACGUCCAGCUUCUGCAAGGUUGUCCGUUAGUCUCCUGUGAGCUCCUCGACUUUGGUCUGUCAAUCUCAAGUGCUAUAAUAACUCGCACAGGCCCCUCUCACGAAUAUAUGAUUUUAGGAGGAUAUCAAUCCAACUCUCAGAAAAGAAUGGAGUGCAGCACUAUCAUUCUAAAUGAGAAAGGGAUUCACAUAGAACCUCAUGAACCACCAAAUUGGACCCCAGAUAUUGUUCAUAGUGAAACUUGGUACGGUGGUGCUGCAGGGGAACAAAGUAUGUUGCUAGCUGUACCAACUGAGGGAAGAUCAUGUCAAAAAAAUAUGUAUUACUUCUAUCAAGUGAACUUCGAGAAAGAGGUCGACACCAAAGAAGACACGCAAAACCAACAAGACUGCAGCCAGGAGAUGACAGAUUACGAUAAUUCUACUCCUCUUGAAGAUUCAGAGGAGCUUUAUUUUGGCCGUGAGCCUCAAGAGCUGGUUGACAGUAGUGAGGGUGAAGAUAAUACCUACAAUGAGAAAGAUGAGGAGGAUGAGUCACAAUCAGGCUACUGGAUCAAAUGUUGUCAGGGUUGCCAACUUAAUCCUAAUACAUGGGAGCCAUUUUACUCCACUGAGCUCCAUCGGCCAGCCAUGAUCUUCUGCUCUAAAGGACGGGCAGGUCACUGGGUCCAUGCCCAAUGCAUGGAGCUACCUGAGACACAGCUCCUCAAGCUCUCCCUAGGCAACAAGAAAUACUUCUGCCUUGAACACGGGGGUCUUCCUAACCAGGAAGUAACCCCACCUCGAAAAAUCAUUCCCCCAAAACGUACCCCUUUAAAGGUUAAACAAAGGAAAUUUCGUACAACUCUCAAGAUCUCCAAAGCUAAAAAAUGUGUUUUUAGAAAGCUUUUUGAUUAG